AUGCCUACCAAUCGAUCUCGGAUCAUGUCGUCGGUUUCAUUGGAGGAAAAACGCACCAGAAAUUUGAGUCUUGUCUCUGCCAAUCGUCAUUCUGCAAGCCCGCUUCCUGGAUUCUCCGCUUAUUUGGGCUCGAUCACUCGACAUUCCACCGGCCAGAAGACGUUUCAUCCGUUCGGGCUCAAUGAGCCACUCUCUCCACAAAAUUGCUUCGGUGUGUUCUCUUCAAUGUACUGCGAGACGCCUUCGGAAUACUCAUUCCGGCCGAUGUUCGAGAUCUCCGACACCCCGCCUAUUGUCUCGCCGGAGCCUGACGAUGACAUUUUGAAUUUUACCGAAUUUCGCAAAAAGGAAUCGUCAUCGUCGGGAUACGGUAGCGGUGGAAGUGACGAUCAGAUCUCGAUUUCGGAGCACAGCGAUGAUUCGCGAAUCCGGAGUCGCUUCAGAUAUCGCAAACACCAGCAUGAGGAAGCCAGCCGCCGCAAAUCGAUGCCGCCGCAAGUGAGAGCUUUCGAAAACGAUGUGACUCGAGUACUGUGCAACGAAGGCCACGCCCAAUUGGAAACUGAUGUGGACACCGGCGAAGCAAUUCGUUGCUCGAUUCGCGGAAUGAGUCGUCCGGAAUCCGUUCUGCAGCUCGCUCGCAAAUUCGGCGAAAUCUCGGCCGCUCAGCAAAACGAUCUACACAAAUCUCGUCAAUCGUUGCUCCAGCUUCCGUUGAUCAUCGGCAAAGAAAAUGCAAAGAAGCCGGCGACGACGUGCGCGAUGUCGCGAAGCGGUCCGCCAACGCCAAUUCGACACGGCGCCUCGUCGCUCACAACGUCGGCGAUCGGCGGAAUCGCCAGCCUAAAAUCUGAGCCCAAAAUGUCACGUCCGAACAUGUUCAAGCAAAUGGAGAAAGUCGGAAACGGAACGGCAGUUGGAGGUCCGCCGAGAGUAUUGAAUCCGAAUUCGAUUAAAGAUGCACUAUUGCGCUGGAUUCAGAAUAGAGUUCAAGGAUAUCCAAAUGUCAACGUGACAAACUUCUCAUCUUCGUGGGCAGAUGGCAUGGCAUUCUGCGCCCUAAUCCACAGAUUCGCCCCAGAUGCUUUCGAUUUCAACUCACUUGAUCCGAAAAAUCGUCGCUACAAUCUGGAUUUGGCUUUCAAAGUAGCUGAAGAAAACGGAAUUUUUCCACUUCUUGAAGUCGAUGAUAUGAUCAUGAUGGGCGACAGGCCAGACUGGAAAUGCGUAUUCACAUAUGUUCAAUCGUUCUACAAACAAUUCCGAGACCGACCCUAA
Caenorhabditis bovis is the source of this 1278-nucleotide messenger RNA. Lineage: Eukaryota; Metazoa; Nematoda; Chromadorea; Rhabditida; Rhabditidae. The record is from the annotation of a GenBank genome assembly.